CUCAGAUCGAUGCAUAGCAGACAGAAAAACAGUGUUUGCAAUGGAGGGGUCAACAGUGACCUAUACAAGAAAUCUAGAAUACAAAACAUCAAAAAUUAAGUUUGGAUGGUUGGAUGACUUAUUCGUCUAUGUCUGGACAUCUGACGGUUAUAUAGAACAAUAUAAAAUAUAUAAGUCUACUACUUAUAGACGAGUAUUGUACAACAGAACUAAUAUAGAUCUUCUGAUACGUCAUCCUGACAACAGGACUGUAGUGAGCAUAGAGUUGAAUGAUGUGAUGUUGAUAGAUGAUCGAAUGUACUUAACAUUAGCAGACAAAACACUAUAUCCUGAAAAUCCUGAAUUGGAAUGCUUCCACUUACAUGUAAUGGAAGAACUAAAGACUAAACCAAACGGAACACUGGAGGAAAAUGAGCCGUUGUACGUGUACGCACCGGAUAAACCACAUGUCAACGCAACAACACUAUGGCUUUUAGAUGGGUUAACAAGCGAUCAAACUGCGCUUUUUAUCCAGCAAGAUGAUUUUAUUUGGAUACCUCAAGUUAAUAAACAUCUUGAUGGGAAGAAUGUUACAUUCAGAACUAUACUAAACGAAACUGUCUUCGAUAAUAACUUUACUUUGAGUGUAAGAACUUUGACAAUACAAAUAUUCCCUGAAGAGCAAAUUUACAUUGUAACGGUGGGGGAUAAACUUCCGGUGAUCACGUGCUCAAGUAACUGUGCUCCAGCGUGUGUAGUGUCUUGGGGUAACCAUAGUUCAAAUAGACUUUUGUCACUGGGAACAGCCACGAAGGAAACCAACGGGCGAUAUACCUGUACAGCAAUUAGACUCGAUUCGAAAAGAAAGGUUGAAAUAAGCGUAACUGUUCAUGUUCAAGAUAACAACAAUAUAUUGAUGCAAGGCAUAUUAAUGAUAGUGAUUGUAGGUUUUGCUUCUGGUCAAGUUCUAACGCUGCUAGUGUUCGGACUGUGUGUUUUAGUCGUGUGUAAAAGAAUCAACAAAUUAUCUUCUAAAACAAGUUCGGAUACGGCUACAAACAAGCAGUAUGGUGCCAAUAUGACUGAAGACACUGUGGGAUAUCAGUUAACAACGACAAGUCCAGCACUCGAGAAUUACGAUUCUUUAAAUCCAAAUGAAAUCUAUGACACAGCAACUUAAAGUCAUUAAACAUUUCUCUACGUCUAUUGACAUUUUAGAAGUGAACAAACAAUUCUUAACCUCUACAAAUAUUGAUCCAGUUACAAGAAUGAGCCCAUAAACAAUGCCUGAACUUGAUUCAACGGAUGCCAAAAUACACAAAAAACAGAAGAUGCUUUGGGUCUUUUUUGGAUUUGUCCAAUUGAAUACUUUAUAGAUAAGAUGAAGCUCUAGUUAUUUUAUCAGUUGUGUACUUUGGAAAGCUAAAAAAGAAUCAAAACUAUGUUCAUAAAA
Ruditapes philippinarum (Manila clam) is the source of this 1432-nucleotide messenger RNA. RefSeq lists its product as uncharacterized. The coding region runs from base 41 to 1159 and encodes 372 amino acids. The transcript is spliced from 7 exons. NCBI's taxonomy places the organism in Eukaryota, Metazoa, Mollusca, Bivalvia, Venerida, Veneridae. The record is from RefSeq and is a predicted model, not a curated record.